CUCCGUGAAACGCGGUUGCCGUAAACCGGGAGACAGACAGAGAGAGGACUGAGCGAGGAUGGCCUCAGAGGGUCUGCCAUCGCCACCCCCGCCCUCAGACCCCGGAGCGACCGACUCCGCACAGAUGCCCGCCAGGACACCCAAACCACCCACACCGCGUCCCCGCACCGCCGGCGACUCGUCCGACCCAUACCACCCGCAAAAACCAACCGACCCCAACCGCCCACUCAACGUCACAGACGCCCUCACCUAUCUCGAUGCUGUCAAGAUCCAGUUCCAUGACAGACCAGACGUGUACAAUAACUUCUUGGACAUCAUGAAAGACUUCAAGAGCGAAGUCAUCGACACCCCAGGCGUCAUCGAACGUGUCUCCAUGCUAUUUCACGGCAGUCCCCCCCUCAUCCAAGGAUUCAAUACCUUCCUCCCCCCUGGCUAUCGCAUCGAAAUUUCCUCAGACCCGUCAGAUCCCAACAUGAUCACCGUCACAACACCCAUGGGCACCACCACUCAAUCAACGUCCGAACCAGCCCGCUCCCGUGAAGCUAUACUCAAGUCGUCGCUCCCAGGACUGCCCUAUCCGCAAUUGCCUCGGUCCACAACUCCAUACCAGCUGGCCCACUUACAACUCCCCAUGGAUGCACUUACAUCCGGUCUACAACCCCCCUCCACUACUGCAGCUGCAGCUGCGUCCUUUCUCGGAAAUUUGAACAACAAGUUGGAAAACAGGCCCGCAGGUGAAUUCAACCACGCAAUCCAAUACCUCAACAAGAUAAAGGCCCGUUUUGCUGACGACCCCGACAUCUACAAACAAUUCCUCGAGAUGCUUCAGACAUACCAAAAGGAACAGCGUCAACUCCAAGACUCACAGGUCUAUUUGCAAGUCCAGGUUCUCUUCAAGGACGCCCCAGACCUUCUCGCCGAGUUUAAAGACUUCCUACCGGAGGCACCCAUCGCCGUUUCCGCUACAAACAAUGUGGAUAAGCCCGGCAGAAAGCCUCCCGCAGCAUCGAUUCCAUCGGGAAAGAAGAGGCGGAAAGCCCAAGAUAAAGACACGACCCCAAUACCCCCGUCUAGGUCAACCACCAACCGAACAAAGAAGAUCAAGCAUACCCACCGACCUGGGGAACCUGAGUCACCUCAUUUCUCUCCUUACGGCUUACCCACGGCUUCCCCCCCUCAUCCCAGUCACUCAGCAGCGCUUAUCCACUCACAUGCGUCCGCUUUUGCUCACUUGCCAAUUAUCCCUGGCAUGCAACCCAUCGUUCCCGGUGCGCAUCCUUCCGUUGUGUCUCCUCCCGAUGACCUCCUCUUCUUCGAACGCGCAAAGCGAACCCUCGAAAGCAAGGACACGUACGAGGAGUUUUUGAAGUUACUCAACCUCUACUCAAAAGAUAUUAUCGACACGAAGACGCUCGUCGACCUGGCACAAGCCUUCCUUGGAGACGGAGAGUUGCUCUCUCAGUUCAAGGAAGUUGCUGGGUACGACGAUUGUCAAGAUAAUGUCGAGCGUGGGCCACCCGGUAGCAUUCGCACAGGGCCGCCAGAACCGGUCUCUGCACAACCCGCCGGCGAAGGGGAAGGACCGAGCUAUCGCAGGCUCCCAGACACCGAAAUUCGACUAGCAUGUUCAGGUCGUGACCAGCUGUGUCGAUCCGUUCUUAAUGAUGUCUGGGUUUCCCAUCCUACUUGGGCGUCCGAAGAGGCUGGAUUCAUUUCUCACAAGAAGAAUGCAUUCGAGGAACAAUUACACAAGAGCGAGGAGGAGCGUCAUGAGUAUCAUGUCCAGCUAGAAGCGCUCGCACGCACGAUCGCACUCUUCGAGCCAGUUAAUGCGCGCAUUGAAGAGAUGACCAGCGAAGAGCGGGCAGCAUUCCGUCUAAAGGCCGAUUUUGGCGGGCCCAGCAAAAGCAUAUAUCACAGGAUACUAAAGAAGGUCUACGGCCGCGACGCGGGGUCGGAGAUUAUCCAAGCUAUCCAGGAAUGCCCGAGCUUUGCUGUUCCGGUCGUCUUUACGCGGCUGAAAGCCAAGGACGAGGAAUGGCGGCGCGCCCAGAGGGAGUGGAACAAGACCUGGCGCGAAGUCGAUGCGAAGAACUUUUACAAGUCUCUCGAUCAUCAGGGGAUCGUUUUUAAGACGAAUGACAAGCGGUGCAUUACGGCUAAACAUUUCGUCGGGAAUAUCGAGACCAUCAAGGCUGAGCAAAUGCAGAAGCGUGAACGUGAGCGGCAACGACCCUCCUUUGCUGCCGGAUCACCUGGGCACCAACUGGAAUUCGACCUGAGUCAGACAUCGGUGCUGCAAGAUAUUUUACGACUAGUGUACUCGUUCCUGGACCACUCUCAUGCCCACUACAGUGCCCAGGAGCGACGCUUAAUUGCGGGUUUCUUGCGUUCCUUUGUGCCUCUGCUGUGCACGUUCCCAACCGCGGACUUUGACGCCGUGUGCGGACUUGCCGACGGUCUUCGAGACGAUGACACAGAGCACGAAGUAUUGCACGCGCAACGAAGCGGUAGUAGAUCGGCUGGUGGAGGCGCCCUCCAAAACUCCCCGGUCGCGGCGGGAGAUCUGCGAAGACAGUUGCUGCGAGCGGCUCAAGAGAGGGCUCUUCGGACGGAAGGUUGCAAUGCAAUACAGUCCAGCCCAACCUCACCCAAAUCUGUUCGCGAUCCAGGUGACACCGAAAACAAGAGUGUAUUGUUUGAAGGCGGUUCGGAGAAUGUAUGGAUCCGCAUAUCGCAAACGAACACACGUGUAGGUCUUAACCAGUGGAAAUGCAAACCGUUCUUUUGCAACACGACCUUCUACACGAUGCUGUGCCUGCUUCAGCUAAUGUAUUCUCGGGUCAUGAUUUGCAAGGAAGCAGCCCGACAGACAGCAAAAAUGCUGAAUCCCACGGACUGCAAUCCGAUCGCAGUUGAUCUCGGUUUAGAUGAUCCUGCUGGUCCUGCUGCGGUUCUUGUUCAGGCCAUGGAAGCCCUGGGAGACCGGCGACCGAACGAGACCGCAGAUGUUUUCUAUCUAUAUUUUCUGGAGGCCUGUGAGAAAUUGUUCGAUAAUGAACUGGACCCUGGGCUAUUUGAGGAACACAUGCGAUGGUUUUUCGGAAACAAGGCAUUCUAUUUGUUUACUCUGGACAAACUGAUUGCAGCAUUCGUUAAACAGGUCCAGUUCGUGGUGUCCGAUAACAAGUGUCAGGAAUUAUGGGCGUUGUUGAGGGAUGUGCGCCGGGUUGGUGUUCUGACUAAUCAAGACAUGAUCCGAUAUCGACGAGAGUCAGAGAAACAUGUAGGGUCGGAUGAACACCUGUAUCGCGUGGAGUGGGAUCCCCACCUGAAAAAGAUGUACAUCCAGCUGCUUGACGCUGACGACCCGAGCGUGGGAGGAGAUCGGACUGCAGUUGGGCGGUGGCAAGAAUAUAUGGACUCGUAUGUGCUGCGGCAGCCGACUGAAUGGGUCCCAAGCCAAACGCGGCAGAGGAGCGAUGCACUUUUCCUGCGAAAGCAUGUACCGACCGAUGAAUCGCCACGGGUGUGGCCAGGGUGGAAUACGAUGCGAAUUAGGAUCAGUCCUAGGACAUACAAGUUGCUUUACGAGGCAAACGCAGAAGACGUGCUGGUGCGGGAACGAAGUGAGGAGGAAGAGCGCGAGCUUCGGGAACGAGCAAGGGCACGGAACGAGGAGCGCAGUCGAUCUCGUUGGCUGGUUUGGUAAUAAAAUAUCACGUGUGCUGUAAUUUGUCAUAGUUCGCUAUAUUUGGCUGGCAAUCGGGAAAGGGGUCUAUUUUUAGACGCGCCCUGGUGGACAGCUCUCAAACAAAUAAACUAAUAAGUGGUAAAAAUACAAAUUUUUAUUACUUAAGCGGGCCCAAAAGUUGAG
Messenger RNA from Pisolithus orientalis, 3877 nucleotides. RefSeq lists its product as uncharacterized. Lineage: Eukaryota; Fungi; Basidiomycota; Agaricomycetes; Boletales; Pisolithaceae. The transcript has 11 exons. The coding region runs from base 59 to 3712 and encodes 1217 amino acids. Gene Ontology annotation, cellular component: chromatin; Sin3-type complex. Gene Ontology annotation, molecular function: transcription corepressor activity. The record is from RefSeq and is a predicted model, not a curated record. Gene Ontology annotation, biological process: negative regulation of transcription by RNA polymerase II.